Leptopilina boulardi is the source of this 2200-nucleotide messenger RNA. RefSeq names its product synaptic vesicle glycoprotein 2B-like. Gene Ontology annotation, biological process: transmembrane transport. Gene Ontology annotation, molecular function: transmembrane transporter activity. Lineage: Eukaryota; Metazoa; Arthropoda; Insecta; Hymenoptera; Figitidae. Gene Ontology annotation, cellular component: membrane. The transcript has 10 exons. The record is from RefSeq and is a predicted model, not a curated record. The coding region runs from base 180 to 1748 and encodes 522 amino acids.
CGCGCAUGACAUAAUAUUUAAACGAUAUUCACUGACAGAAGCCGACUUGUUUGAUACAAGCAAAGCUCCGGAACGAACGCAUCUGUCAAUUAAUUUUAAUUUUUUUUUUGUUUUGUGAUAAAAUAGUGCCUUUGCAAUACAUUCAGAUCUCAGGGGAUAAUAAUUUUAAGACAAGCAUUAUGGUCAAUCAAGUUACGUCCAUCUCUUUUAGCAUUGAAAAUAAUUCUCAUUCAAAAGAAGAGACAGCCGAUUAUGAAAAAGCAUUAAAACUUUGUGGAUAUGGAAGCUUUCAUUACAAAUUUGUUUUUGUGUGCGGAAUUAUGUUUCUUUCUGCUGGACUUCAAAAUGGUGUAAACGCCUAUAUUUUACCGGCAGCAGGAUGUGAUUUACAACUAUCGUCUGAAGAAAAAGGAUUUUUAAAUGUAGCGUUCUUAGUUGGUGGUGUGGUCAGUUCAUUAGUUUGGGGUAUAGCUUCAGACGUAUACGGACGAAAAAAUAUACUUUUAGGAACAUUAAUGGCUGACAGUUUUGUUUGCUUGAUGGCAAGCUUGUCACAGAGUUUCACAAUGCUUCUGUGUUUUAGAACAAUCAGUGGAUUCACCAUUGGUGCGCCUGGUGCCCUUGUAUUUGCCUACUUGGGAGAGUUUCAUUCAGAAAAACAACGUUCAAAAAGCAUUUGUUACGUUGGAUUUUUUUGGACUAUUUCUUGGUUAAUAUUACCUGGUUUAGCAUGGAUAAUUAUUCCAUUAACAUUUUCACUGAAGGUUUAUGGAUAUAUUUUUAACUCGUGGCGGCUAUUUCUACUAUUAACUGGCAUACCCUCAUUUAUUAUAUCUUUCAUAGGUAUGAAUUAUCCGGAAAGUCCUAAGUUUUUGCUGGCAAAAAAUAAACCCGAAGAAGCUCUUAGAGUGUUAAGAAAAAUCUAUGCUGGAAACACUGGUCGCGAUGAAAGUGAUUAUCCAGUAAAGUAUCUUAUUAAUGAUGACGGUUUAAUUUUAAAUACAAAAGGAAAAGAAUCCGAAGAGGAAGAAUUUAAUUUAACAAAAUUUUUGAAGAACAUUUGGAAACAAAUUAGAGCUUUGUGUAGCCCUCCACUAUUAAAAUAUAUUUUUCUUAGUUGUUUAAUAUUUUUCUUAAACAUGUUUGGUUAUUAUGGUCUUGGUCUUUGGUUACCUGAAUUGUUUAAUCGUUUUGAGUCGCAUUAUAAACAUCAUCCAAAUAUUUCCGUAACUGUUUGCGAAUUAAUAAAUAACGCAAAUAAAAGUGAUGUUUUAAAUCUGAGUAAACGAGACCUUUCUUGCACCGGAAUGAAUGAGCAGGUGUUUGUAAAUACAUUAAUUAUCAACGCAAUUUGUUUAUUGGGAAAUAUAACUUCUGGCUUUCUCGCUGAUCGAGUAGGACGGCGUACAAUACCAGUGACGACAAUGUUAGUAGCUGGCAUUGCUAGUUUAGCAAUUUAUUUUGUAAGAACAUCUCUACAAAAUCUCAUUGUAUCUUGCAUAUUUUCUCUUGCAAUUGCAACAGCAAAUUUUGCCCUAAGUGGUGCUGUUGUUGAUAUUUUUCCAACUCAUGUUGGAGCAAUGGCUAUUUGUUUAUCCGUCUGUUUUGGCAGAAUAGGUGCAAUAGUUAGUAAUUUAAUUUUUGGAAUGCUCCUGGACAUUAGUUGUGAUAUUCCAAUUUUCUUGGUUGCGUCUAUGGUCCUACUUGGUGGUUUUCUGGGAUUCCUGAUUCCUCAAUCCAAAAGUUGAAUAUAGCCCUCGACAUUUUUAAAUAUUUUUGGGACGUCGACAAUGUGAAGAGAAGAAUCUGUUAGCUACAGAACAUGACUUAAAAGUCUGAUUUCAUUGAUGUUUAGACUUGAUAAUACAAAAGUAUUGUUUGAAUAUCAUAUAACACAAAAAAACAGUGCCUAAAAUAAUAAUUUGUUGUAGAAGAAUAUUUGUGAUACUCUCAGACUAAUAUUAGAAUAACUUAUAUGUAAAUUCUCAUACACUUUCACUUAGCGUACUUCAUUUCUCAUAUUAUCAACAUUUAUGUGACAAGAUAGCUAUUUAUUAUUGUAUUUUAAUUUUGGACAGAUUACCCAAAAUGAUUUUUAGUUAUUAAAAUGUUUCAGUUAAUAAUACAAUUGUCUACAAGUUAUUAAUAAUUAUUAUCGUACAAAACAAUUACAACAAUAAAUACUUUAUCAUUAUUGAAA